Messenger RNA from Temnothorax curvispinosus, 669 nucleotides. RefSeq lists its product as uncharacterized. The record is from RefSeq and is a predicted model, not a curated record. The transcript has a single exon. Gene Ontology annotation, molecular function: nucleic acid binding. Bases 1 to 669 code for a protein of 222 amino acids. Gene Ontology annotation, biological process: DNA integration. Lineage: Eukaryota; Metazoa; Arthropoda; Insecta; Hymenoptera; Formicidae.
AUGGCGGAUCUGCCCCUAGACCGAGUACGCCAGGCCAAGCCCUUUUCAAUCACUGGGAUCGACUAUGCUGGGCCAUUCCCAGUUUAUAAUCGUCGUUCACGCGGAGCAACUCCGUUCAAGGCCUAUGUGGGCCUUUUUGUCUGUUUCGCCGCAAAAGCAGUUCACCUAGAACUCGCGUUUUCUCUAUCUACCGAAUCGUUUCUGUCAGCUCUGAGACGCUUCAUCGCUAGGCGCGGCUGCUGCUCGUGGAUAUACAGCGACUGCGGCACCAAUUUUGUUGGAGCUCACCGAGAGUUCGUUCACUGCAUGCAGGCCGUCUCAGAGAGAGAAAGAAUUCAGUGGACGUUUAAUGCCCCCUCGGCGCCACAUUUCGGUGGUUUCUGGGAAGCGAGGGUCAAGUCCAUGAAGACUCACUUGAAACGCGUCGUAGGAGCGCAGAUCCUCACCGUGGAGGAGUUUGGCACAUUCAUAACACAAGUCGAAGCCAUCCUGAAUUUUAGGCCCCUAUGCCCCACUAGCUCCGAUCCUAACGACCUCGGGGUGCUCUCCCCGGGGCACUUCCUCACUUUGGAACCCCUCGUAGCCGUCCCAUAUCCGAAUCUACAACCGGUGCCAAUAGGUAGGCUCGAUCGAUGGCAACUGGUGCAGCACAUGCACCAACAGUUCUGA